GCGGAGCGGCCUGGCGGCGGGAUGACGCAGCCGGGGAUCCCCGCAGGGGGGAUUCCCUCGCAGGUCAAUGGGGCUCCCAUCAAUGCCUGCAAGAGAUCAAAGGGAAGAGAAACAGCCAAAGUAUCACAGGAUUUUCCUUGCCCCCUACGCACAUCCAAGGAUCAGUCGUCUCCAAUAGGCUAUUGUAAGGACCAAUCUUUAGCCUCUAUGUUUGUUCCUUUCGUUGUACACCCUGGGAGUCAUAAGCCUGAUUCGCUCAAGUUUGUCUUCUAUAAAUCAAAUUACUCUAAUUCGUACGCGCCAUUUUACACUGCGCAGAAGCCAACCUGUGGGUACCGGUAUUGCCGGGACACCGAUCACACCAGGAAGGUGAUGGACGUAGAGAGUGCAAACGUUGUCAAGUGGAGACCCAUUGUGGGGACAAAACCACAGUUGGUUACAAUAAACCCAAAGCAACGAAACUAACAGUAUGCCUGGCCAGAGCCUCUCAUUUGUACCGGAUAUUCUAGUGCAGUGUGUGUUGGUUGAAAGGGUAAGGUAAAGCUUAUUUGGAUGACUCUAGAAGACCACCUGGGAAAUACUGCAGGAGCUAAACUUUCACAGCAGCAUAGCAAACGGCUGUUGUAACUUCUACCCAACUCCUUCCAGAAUGCAGUGCCAUAGUGUAAACCUACCAUUGUGG
Gopherus flavomarginatus (Mexican gopher tortoise) is the source of this 682-nucleotide messenger RNA. RefSeq names its product GUCA1A neighbor (gene CIMIP3). Lineage: Eukaryota; Metazoa; Chordata; Testudines; Testudinidae. Bases 22 to 465 code for a protein of 147 amino acids. The record is from RefSeq and is a predicted model, not a curated record. The transcript is spliced from 2 exons.